Molecule: messenger RNA, 3276 nt
Organism: Asterias rubens (European starfish)
Lineage: Eukaryota; Metazoa; Echinodermata; Asteroidea; Forcipulatida; Asteriidae
Product: SLAIN motif-containing protein 2-like
Exons: 9
Coding region: 68-1657 (529 amino acids)
Biological process (GO): microtubule nucleation; cytoplasmic microtubule organization; positive regulation of microtubule polymerization
Cellular component (GO): microtubule plus-end
Source: RefSeq, a predicted model, not a curated record
UUGACAUUCAUGACAUUUUAAUAUCGUAGUGAUUUCUGCGUGAUAUUUCGUCUUCAAACUAUGCGAAAUGGACACCCAAGUUGACCCAGAAGCCGAGGUAAGGAAACUUCAAAGUCUGGUGAAGAAAUUAGAAAAGCAAAAUGAACUGCUCCGCAAUAAAGCUGGUGGCAUAGGCACCGACAAAAAUCAUACGCCUCCCCAAAAAUCUAGAGUGCGGCAAAACAACAUGGCGAUUUCUGAUGUGACAAACCACAACGACCGAAUGAGAACGGCAAAUCAUUUGGAGAAUGGUUCUGGUGACGAGGACCGGGCAAAUUAUAGUCUGAUGGAUGACAGUGUUGAACUUUUGGACAGUGAAAUCAACGACAUGAUGAAAGAAGAGGAAGAUAGUUGGUUGUACGUAUCCCCCUUGAGGGUGUUAACACCAGAGGAGCGAGCCAUCAAUGUCUAUGACUGGGUAAGACAAGAUCUGGAUCAUCCCAGUGAAGAAAUGGAGUCUGCCAAGAGGUCUUUGCAAGCCAAACUAGAUGAAUUAUCAAGAGCCCAGAGGAACAGCAUGGGACCCAAUGCUUUGGUUAUCCAGCAGCACCAGCACCAACAACAACACCAACAACAACACCAACAACAACAACACCAACAACAACACCAACCUGUCAUGGUGGAUGCGUCAGUGGGUGUAGGCCGACUAGAAUCCUCCCCAUCACCAUCACCCAAGUCUCCCCAGUCCAGUGCCUCCUCUAGCCACUUUCCGUACCAGUCCUCAACGAUGCCUCGGAGGGAGAGGGAACGAGAGAGAGAAAGAAGGAUCAGCGGAGACAGGAGACCCAGCGAUGAGCUGGGUUACACCAAACUGGAGGAUGUAACCGAUGUCCAAAUACUUGCCAAGAUGCAGGAGGAUAGUCUAAGACAAGCCAUGCACCAGUCUCCCUCCAAUUCUCCAAGGAGGGCCGUCACCGGUAUCUCACCAGCCUCCUCAGAGAACACCCUCCACAGACCGGCCUCUCGGACAAACAGCCACGGUAGCAACGCUGACAAGGACGAGGCCCAUGAGGCACACCUCGCAGGCGCCGAUGCAAACGCCAAGACGGCAAAUGUGGUACGGCGGAGGCCCUCGCUUGAGAGAAUAAAGAAAGUUGAAGGGGAUACACGUAGAUAUAGUUAUGGAGCAAAGAUGGCGCCCAACCAUACCGCUGAUAACGGGGACAGUAUCACAAUAGCCGAGUUGCAGAAACUCGCGCUUGAGAGGCAAGCAGCUCACAAGGGCAGCCUACCCAACCUGAACCGAACCUUCACCAAGGAGAGUCCCCCAGCCACGCCCCAGCCACCCACCGCAGCCACCGUCUCCCCCCAAAACAACCACACAGACCCCACAGAAUCCAGGCUCAAACACCCAACCAGCCCCUCACCAACGCGGUCCUUGCCAAGCCCAGGUAAAACAAGCUCCCUCAAACAGCCAUCACCGAGCAAACUACGGACCGCCUCGCCACAGCGCAGUGGGAUACCGGUUAGAUCGAGUGUCUCUGCUGAGCGGAGUGGUAUUCCAAGGCCCCGGUCGGCGGUUCUCAGCCCAAGAUCGCAGUUACUUGUUCCAGGAAAUAGGAGGGGGGACAGUUCGAUGAUGAGGGAACUCAAAGAAACCCAACAGUCAGAAUGGUAACCCUUGGCUGAUAGAUCGCCAGCGGGUAGCCAGCUCAUUAACAAUGCCAAGGAGAUCACGUAAGACUAAAGAUGAUUCGUGGAAGGAUGGAUGCUACUGAAGACACAAUCUCGCCUCACCAUUGCCAGGAGUAUGCUUGCUAACCCCCUAUCAAAAUUUGUCAAAAUUUUCUUAUGGUAGACUUUAGACCAGUUUAUGCUUCCUGCCAAUGCAAUAAUAGUUUUGACGUCACAUGGCUGUUUUCACAGCGAAUGUUUGGCAAGUGUUAAACAACUGUGGCAAAUUUUUCUUUGUGAAUUUGCGGCGUAAAAAUUCGUAUCCCAUUCGCGUUCGCAGGAAGUAUAGGAUCAGGCUUUAACCUGCAAACGCUUUUGGAAGAGUAAUGCAAUGGAAGUUUCGUCACGCAGGACUUUUUCCUCGAUUGAACUUUGCCCAACUUCAUGGCAUUGUUUACAGCAGAAUUAUGUUCUUGUGAUCACCUUUCUGUGCUUACGGGCCUAUUGUGGCUUGUAGACCAUUCUGUGCUUAUUGGCCUAAGAAACGGGUCUAAGUCACAGAAACACAAUUUUCUUGCAAUUCAUAGACGCUAAACCAAUGUUUGUAUGAGAGACAUCAGCUGUUGAAAGCUUGUUGGGAAGAUCAUAAUUAUAAACAAACAAACAAACAAACAAACAAACAUUUAAAAUGGAUCCAAAAUAAAGAAAGAAAAUAAUAUGUACAGAAAUUGGGAGAUAUUUUUAAAAGAAGAAAAUUUGUACACUUAGUAAUAAAUUUUCUGCUUGGGUUUUCACAAUUUGUACACUUCCUGUAGCAAUGCCAUGAAGUUGAGCCCAGUUGUACAUGUACAUAUCAAUUGCAAAGAUAAUCAUAAAACCAUUUAUUGCGCCAAACUUUUAACAAAAAUUCGCUUUAAGGAUUUAUUCCAGAGACCAGGGAAUUCCCCUCGUUGAACUGAACUAAUUUCUUGUUUUUAAAGGGCCUUGUUACACGAGGCACGUUUGACAGGCGACUCGGAGGCACCCAAACUGCACUUCAUGCAAUAAAAACACUUCAGUUGCAUGAGAGACUUUUGUAGAAACAGUGUCUGUCUAUCUUGAAGAAAUUGAUGAAAACAUUUUCAUGUGAAUGUGUUUUCGUCUUAGAGAUUGCCUGGAAAAUGGUUGCCUGUAGAUUGCCUUCUGUGAAAAUGGCCCUAAUCAAGCAACAGGGGUGUUUUCCAAAUCUUCGCUCACACUCAAGCUCGGGCUUUGUCAUCAAUUUUGAAGCAGGUUGCAUUUUACAUGGUGUUUCCAGUAUCAAUUAGAGCCUAGUGCCCAAGCCUUGGACCAAAUUUCAUAGAGUUGCUUUAGCAGAAAAUAUAGCUUAACAUUUGCCUGCUUAGCAAAAAUGACCAGGAUACGAGUCACAAGUUGUACAUGUGAUUUGGCGUUUUGGCUGGUGACCUUGUUCUGGUGAGCAUUGUUUUGUUGUGCUCAACUGCUAUUUGUGCUGAAGCAGCUCUGUGAAAAUGGGCCCAGAUUUGGAAAUAACCCGAGUCAAAGACAGUUAUAUAACACCCAAGCAGAUCCUUGCCAUUUGAUUGGAGGAUUGUCCGUCACGUGAUAGCAAAUAAAAGUACC